CCACGAGAUGCGUUACUCCCUUUGGGGACCGCGGAGGAGGAUGCACAGAGGCUCAAACGGACACUAUUGAUCCAUCCACCCCUGCAGGCCCCGGCACAGCUCCUACCCUCCAGCUUGGCACUUUUUUCCCUGCAGGUGAUGCUUUUUUAAAAGAAACAAAAACAAAAAAGGGGGGGGACUGUGGCAUAAAAAAAGAAAGAAAAAAUGGCAGACAAGGAUAGUGUGGAAAAAUAUCUGGAAAACAACCCGCAGUUUGCAAAAGACUACUUUGAUAAGAAGCUGCGCGCUGAAGCUCUCACCGCCGCCUUUUCGGCCGACGUGGACAUCAAAGACACCGCUUCGUUCAAGGAUGUUAACGCCGUGCAAGAAGCCGCCAUCAUUUUCGAGCUCGUCAAGGAGCUGCAGAAGCCGGAGAACAUGGAGCAGGGCCUCCACAAAGUGCUGCAGAGAGUGGCCCUCAUCAUACAGGCUGACAGGCUCAGUUACUACGCGUGUCGAGGCAGAAACGGAACACUUGAGCUCGCCACCUACCUCUUUGACGUGACUCCGACCUCCAAGUAUCAGGCUAACCUUGUCGAUCCGCAGACCGAAAUCGUGUUUCCUCUGGAGAUGGGUAUUGUCGGUUUUACCGCCACCUCCAAAAAAACGCAGAAUGUUCCUGAUGUGUCAAAGAAUCCAAAGUUCUCUGACUUUGUGGACAAACAGACUGGAUACAAGACCAAAAGCAUGAUGACCUUCCCUCUGAUGGCUGAAAAAGAGUGCCUUGGAGUCGUUAUGGCGCUAAACAAAAUAGGAGCAGAGCAUUUCACUCCAGAAGAUGAGGCGCUCUUCCACAAGUACAUGAACUUUGCUCAAGUCAUCGCCCUGCAGCACUACACAGCCUACAUGUGGAAUGUGGAAUCCAGGAGAAGUCAGGUGCUGCUCUGGUCAGCCAGUAAAGUGUUUGAGGAGUUGACAGACAUUGAGAGACAGUUCCACAAAGCACUCUACACCGUAAGGACCUAUCUACAAUGCGAAAGAUACUCAGUGGCUCUGUUGGACAUGACCAAAGAGAAGGAAUUUUAUGAUGAAUGGCCGGUGAAACUUGGAGAUGUGGAACCUUAUAAAGGACCCAAAACACCAGACGGCAGGGAAGUCAACUUUUACAAGAUCAUUGACUACCUCCUGGAAGGCAAAGAAGAAAUCAAAGUCAUACCUGGUCCCCCAGCCGAUCACUGGGCUUUGGUUAGCGGCCUACCAACCUAUGUGGCAGAGAAUGGCUUUAUUUGCAACAUGAUGAAUGUGGCUGCAGAUGACUACUUCACUUUCCAGAAAGAGGCUGUGGACGAGACGGGGUUUGUCAUCAAAAACGUCCUGUCGCUGCCCAUCGUCAACAAGAAGGAAGAAAUCGUGGGCAUCGCCACGUUCUUCAACAGGAAAGACGGCAAACCGUUCGAUGAACAUGACGAACAGAUCACUGAGGCCCUGACACAGUUCCUCGGCUGGUCAGUGCUGAACUGUGACACCUAUGACAAGCUGAACCGUAUGGAGUGGAGGAAGGAUAUCGCCCAGGAGAUGCUCAUGUACCAGACCAGAUGUACCACGGAUGAGCUGCAGUCCAUUCUGAACACCAAGGAGAAGUUUGAUGCCGAUCCUGAAGACUGCGAACAGAAAGACAUGUACAAACUGUUGAGGUCAAACAUCCCGGUGGCAGACAACGUCAACGGCGAGAAUCUGUACCUGUUCUCCUUCAGCGACUUCCCCGUGACCGAGUUCGACCUCAUCAAAGCCGGCAUUCGCAUGUUCUUCGAACUCGGAGUCGUCGAGAAGUUUAAAGUUCCCGCAGAAACGCUGACCAGGUGGAUGUACACCGUGAGGAAGGGUUAUCGUUCCAUUACCUACCACAACUGGAGGCACGGUUUCAACGUAGGCCACACUAUGUUCUGCCUGCUGCAGACAGGAAAGCUAAGGAAAUACUACACUGAUCUCGAUGCCUUUGCCAUGGUGGCCGCUGCUUUCUGCCAUGAUAUCGACCACAGAGGAACCAACAACCUCUACCAGACAAAGAGUGCAGCUCCUCUGGCCAGACUUCAUGGCUCCUCCAUCAUGGAGAGACACCAUUUGGAGUACAGCAAGACUCUAAUGGGGGAGGAGAGCUUGAACAUCUUCUGCAACCUCCAGAAGCGUCAGUUUGAGAAUGUGCAGCACUUGUUCGACGUCUGCAUCAUCGCCACAGAUCUGGCGCUUUACUUCAAAAAGAGAACCAUGUUCCAAAACAUCGUGAAUGCCACGGAGCCAAUGGCAGACGAAAAAGAGGCCACGGCUUUUGUUUCCAACAACCCCAUCAGGAAGGAAAUCAUCAUGGCCAUGAUGAUGACAGGUUGUGACUUGUCAGCCAUCACCAAGCCCUGGGAGGUACAGAGCAAGGUGGCUCUGAUGGUGGCUGCUGAGUUCUGGGAACAGGGCGAUUUGGAGAAAACUGUUUUGGACCAGCAACCAAUUCCCAUGAUGGACAGAAACUGUGCCGAGCAGCUCCCCAAGAUGCAGUGUGGUUUCAUCGACUUUGUGUGCUCAUUUGUGUACAAGGUGAAAACUUUUUCCUUUUUUUUACACUGUGCCGCCCUGCCAAAAGAUGACUAG
Messenger RNA from Neolamprologus brichardi, 2619 nucleotides. The record is from RefSeq and is a predicted model, not a curated record. Lineage: Eukaryota; Metazoa; Chordata; Actinopteri; Cichliformes; Cichlidae.